Molecule: messenger RNA, 262 nt
Organism: Sodiomyces alkalinus F11
Lineage: Eukaryota; Fungi; Ascomycota; Sordariomycetes; Glomerellales; Plectosphaerellaceae
Exons: 5
Coding region: 41-262 (73 amino acids)
Source: RefSeq, a predicted model, not a curated record
GCUGCCAUAUAGGAGUGCGAUUUGCUGAGGGCCCUUUUUCAUGUGUCCGACGUCUCCCGGGAGGGUUCUUCUCAUGGGCUCGGUCUCUAUGACGUGGCAUGUAUUGAACAGCACCAUAAUGCGUGACCCUGACGCGCCAUCCGCCAGAAGAGGGUUAACAACUGAUAAAUGCGCAAGUCCCAACCAGGGGAAGAACUUCAAGAUGAUUAUGGGAUGUUGUUCAUCAUCGGGAGCCGUCAUUGUCGCGCAACUCGAAGCCUAG